UUUCCCUUCCAGGAGUACUGCUUGCCGGGUAGUGUAAAUUACCGGUAGAUACUGCCCAUUACAGAUGCGGGGUUUACUGGAUAAUAGUCAAGAUUUUAAAAUUCCCAAAGCCUAAGAGCCUGCCGGUUUCUGAUUCUUUUAAGCCUCUUGGUCAGCGUGUUUAGAGAGGUUUGAAAUCCUAGUAAAGCCAAACCCCGAGCCAAGCGUCGGUAAUUCCAGUCAGAUGGCGGCUGGCAGGCGCCCCCUCCCCUCCCUGGAAGGCGUUUCUUCACCCACUUUUGCCGUGUCUGGCCGAGCAGCCUUCGCCUGGGCUCUCAAAGCUGCGGUCUGGGGCGGGGGAGGGAGGGCUAAUUCGUGUCAGAUGGAGGGACGCCGCGCGGGGCCCAGCGCUCUCUCCUGGCUUUUGUUCCCGGCGUCUGACUUCUGACGGGCAGAAGCGGCCGAGGAGGCGGUGCACGGCACCCACUGGCUGGCGGCCACCCAGAGCCCUUUCGGGUCUUGCGGGGUUGAGCAUUUCCUGGGACUCCCGAACGCAGGGUGCCUCGGAGGCAUCUUCUUCCCCAGACAUCGGCUGGCAAGGGUCCUAACCCGGCGGGCUCUCCGUGGACCGUAGGGGCGGCCAUGCGGCUGCGCGCCCUGACCCCCGGGCCGCCAGCUAGAUUAGCGCGCGAGGUUGGGGCGCGUCGGCGCCGGGGCCAGCCAGAAGAAUUUACCACGAGUCUGCACAGUUUUAAGAAAAAGGCUUUUAAAAAACCCAAAGCCUGUGGAGUUUGCAAACAAAUCAUUGAUGGUCAAGGGCUUUCAUGCCGAGCCUGCAAGUAUUCCUGCCACAAGAAAUGUGAAGCCCAGGUGGUGAUUCCCUGCUGUGUGCAAGUUCACCUGGAACAGGUAAGUCUUUUGCAUUGUGUUGAGGACAUUUUGUCCUCAGGUAGACUGUCUCUUGAAACUGUGCCCCUUGGGGGAGUUUUUCUGCCCAGUUCUCUCUAGGGACAUUUGACCUUCUUAUUCUUCCCCUUUGUUUUCCUUAAGAGGAGAGAAUCCAUGUGCUUUUUUGUGGGAACUUCUCUUAAGAUCAAUAAUAGGUAUCUUCAGGGCUUGAUUUCCCUGAGUCUGAGUUUCCUUGGCUCUCUUGGUGAUAAAAAUGGGGACAGUGACAGUAGCUGUCUCACAGGGUGUCUAUGUGGAAACCGUGAUGCAAGCAUUUGUGAACAUUCAGGUCUGACACCUGCCAUGAUUUUUAUCAGGUAAACACAGAAUAACACUUUCUCUUCGGCUUGUUGUUUGGUAAACAUGAAUUUCCAUUUGUUCUUUAAAUGAAACUCCUUAGAAUUUCAUAUUUCCUUGGGUGUUUUCUUUGCCUCCACCCAUUGGAGAUGAAGGGGUUAAAACUUGUUUCCAGUGACUUAUUAGCUUCUUGGACACCUGUGGGGCUCAGGAAGGUAGAACACAGACUACCUCUUAUUACAAAUCGGAAAUGAUUCUGGGGAGGCCAAUGUAAGCAGCCUUUUGCUUCUGGGGAGAGUGUACUGCCCUGCCCUGCCCUGCCUCAUCAUGAGGGAAGGAGAUACCUGCACUUGCCACCUCCUCCAGGUACCUGUAAGGUGUGCUACAUUUAUCUCCCAAACUGGAUGGGCAUCUUGUCCUUAGCCCCGAUUUUGCCACAUUCAGCAUCCAUUGGGUUCCUCUGGGUUUUUUGCCUGCCCUUCUGCCUUACUGUCUCUGUGUGCUGAGUUCAGAGGCCUCCAGACAGGAGGCUGGUUGGAAACUGUUCUCUGAGGGUUUGGCUGAAGGGUGGUGCCACAGCCUGGUGAAUCAGAGCCUCUGAGUUCAGAGCCUGGCACCACCACUAAACCUGUCUUCUUCUUUACCUAGAGGGGUUAGGGUGCUCCCUAAUCUAGCUGAUGGCAAAGGGCAGGGAAAAGGGAUUCCUGGUGGUCAGGCAUGCCACGUGUUGUUAUUGUGCUCCCUUUAAUACUAUCACAUGCUGUGGGUCUCAUUUUGCUUGUGGGGGAGCAAAAUGUACGUUAAAGGUCAAAGGAAGAUAAAAACAACACAGGUCUCCAGGAAAUCUAAAUACCUACAAACUAUGCCAGACACCUCGGUGGAACAUCAAGAGCUGAGGCCCUCAGGGAUGGCACAGACUUCUGUCCAGUUUGCCCUGCUGGCCUCAGUGCUGCCCCGAGCUGACCAGCCACUUCCUCCCCUUCACUAUUUUGUGGCGUUCAUAGCCAGGGUCCUGGGGUGUGUCUUUGUGUACUCUUGGCUUUGAUAGGCUGCAAUUUGUCUCUGUGAUGGAGGGGGAUAAGGGGCUGUGUGCCCCUCUGAGACCUUGCUGAAGCCCAUUUUCCCCAGCGUCCUAUGUGGUUGUGCCCUGUGCACAGAGACUUUCUUAUCAUCAGAUUUAUUGGUAAGUCAUAGACACCUGUCCUGCUGGAAUGCCACAUCUGUGCACCAGGUCCAAAGGGUCUCUGCAAGGGUGUCCAACUUGGCUGCUGGGGGAUUGUCACUGGGUUCCUCGGAGUCCCUAGUGUUUGGAGAGGAUCCUCUCAAUCUUCUGGACACAGCUUCGCACCACAAUAGCAUGUGAUUUGUUUUCAAUGAGUGUGGUCACUAAGACAGCUGGCUCUUUUUCCAGCCCAGCCUACUCCUCUUGCAGCUCUGUGUGUGAUUGUGUGUGUAUUAGGUAUACAUUGUUAUAUGUGUUUGAAUAUGAAGAUGUGUGUUAUUCAUGUACUUGUGUUAUACACAUAUGUACAUAUAUAUAAAUGGGAAUUAUAUAGGUACUUGUUACAUGUAUGUGAAUGUGUGUAUUAAAUAUGCAUUUGUUUAGAAAAAGAGUAAAUGUAUGUGGUAUACAGGUGAUUAAAAUAUUUUAAAUUUCUUAAAAAAUGCAUUUGUUGUGGGUAUAUAGAUAUGUAUGAGGUUUUUGUGUAAUAUAGGUAUAUGAUUGUGCAGAUGUGUGUAUCAUGCAUCUAAUUAUGUACAUGAAUGUGUAAAUAGAUGUACAUUUGACAUGUAGUUGUUAUAGGUAUAGGUGUGUAUGUUUGUGUAAUUGUCAUUUAUAUAUGAAUGGGUAUUACAUAUAUGCACUUCUUAUAUGCCUGCAUAGAUAUAUGUGUACUGUGAAUGUAAUUGUUACAUGUAUAUGAAUGCAAAAUGUGUAUUUUAUAUGUGUUUUUUCCACAUUUUUAUUGGUGAUGUGUUUGUAAUAGGUAUAUAAAUGUGUAUUAUGUAGUAAUUGUUAUACACAUGAUAUAUAGGCAUGUGUAUUAUGCAUGUAGUUGUAUGCAUGUGAGUGUGUGUAUGGUACAUGUCAUUUCUGUAUGUAUGUGAAUAUAUAAAUUUGCAUUUUGCAUGAAGUUGUUAUACUUGUCAUUAUUAUGUAUAUGUGUGUAUGUCUGUCAUUGUCAAGUAUCAAAUAUAAGUGUAUUGUGUAUGUACUUGUUAUAUGUGUAUUCAGUGUUACAUAUGUGCUCAUUAUGCAUAUGAUUUUUAUGUGUAUAUAAAUGUAUGUACCAUCAUCAUGAUAGAGACAGGUUCUAAGAAGGGCUUUCAUUAUUAGGUGAUUUUUGUCUAACAUCAUAAAAUGUACCUAAAUAAACCUGGGUGGUAUAGCCUACUACACACCUAA
Molecule: messenger RNA, 3631 nt
Organism: Ictidomys tridecemlineatus (thirteen-lined ground squirrel)
Lineage: Eukaryota; Metazoa; Chordata; Mammalia; Rodentia; Sciuridae
Source: RefSeq, a predicted model, not a curated record